Oncorhynchus gorbuscha (pink salmon) is the source of this 1134-nucleotide messenger RNA. RefSeq names its product phosphatidylserine synthase 1. The record is from RefSeq and is a predicted model, not a curated record. Gene Ontology annotation, molecular function: L-serine-phosphatidylethanolamine phosphatidyltransferase activity. Gene Ontology annotation, biological process: phosphatidylserine biosynthetic process. Bases 28 to 1119 code for a protein of 363 amino acids. The transcript has a single exon. Lineage: Eukaryota; Metazoa; Chordata; Actinopteri; Salmoniformes; Salmonidae.
CUGUUAACAUGCACAGUGCUCAGCUUGAUGUAUUUUGCAUUUACAAGAGAUGAGACAAACGAAGACGCCAACUUGUGGGUGGGCCUCAUCCUGGUCCUCUCCUUCUUCCUGGUCAUCAGUGUUCUGGCCUUCCCUAACGGACCAUUUACCAGACCACAUCCGGCGAUAUGGCGAAUAGUUUUUGGUCUGAGUGUGCUGUACUUCCUGUUCCUGGUGUUCAUCAUCUUCCUAAACUGGGAGCAGGUGAAGAACGUCAUGUACUGGCUGGACCCCAACCUGCGCUACGCCACCCGGGAGGCUGACAUCAUGGAGUAUGCAGUGAACUGUCACGUGAUCACCUGGGAGCGAAUCCUGAGCCACUUUGACAUAUUUGCCUUCAGUCACUUCUGGGGCUGGGGCAUGAAGGCCCUGCUCAUCCGCAGCUACGGCCUCUGUUGGACCAUCAGCAUCACCUGGGAGCUCACUGAGCUGUUCUUCAUGCACCUGCUGCCUAACUUUGCUGAGUGCUGGUGGGACCAGCUGAUCCUGGACAUACUGUUGUGUAAUGGAGGAGGCAUCUGGAUGGGUAUGACUGUCUGUCGCUUCCUGGAGAUGAGGACCUACCACUGGGCCUCCAUCAAGGACAUCCACACCACGACAGGGAAGAUCAAACGUGCUGCGCUCCAGUUCACCCCGGCUAGCUGGACCUACGUCCGCUGGUUUGACCCCAAGUCUUCCCUGCAGCGCGUCACCGGGGUCUACCUCUUCAUGAUCAUCUGGCAGCUGACAGAGUUGAACACAUUCUUCCUGAAGCACAUAUUUGUGUUCCCGGCGUGCCACGCCCUCAGCUGGUGUCGGAUCCUCUUCAUCGGCAUCAUCACAGCUCCCACCGUGAGGCAGUACUAUGCCUACCUCACAGACACACAGUGUAAGCGUGUUGGGACACAGUGCUGGGUGUUUGGGGCCAUAGCGUUCCUGGAGGCCUUGGCGUGUAUAAAGUUUGGAAUGGAGCUGUUCUCCAAGACCCAGGUCCUCUAUGUGCUGCUGUGGCUGGUGUGUGUGGCCUUAAUCACAUUCCUGUGUCUGUAUGGGAUGGUGUGGUAUGCAGAGAUCUACGGCCCCAAAGAGAAGGUAUGCUGACAUACCAGGCUAGAU